Molecule: messenger RNA, 2143 nt
Organism: Loxodonta africana (African savanna elephant)
Lineage: Eukaryota; Metazoa; Chordata; Mammalia; Proboscidea; Elephantidae
Gene: ADRB1
Product: adrenoceptor beta 1
Exons: 1
Coding region: 96-1484 (462 amino acids)
Biological process (GO): adenylate cyclase-activating adrenergic receptor signaling pathway; positive regulation of heart rate by epinephrine-norepinephrine; norepinephrine-epinephrine-mediated vasodilation involved in regulation of systemic arterial blood pressure
Cellular component (GO): plasma membrane
Molecular function (GO): beta1-adrenergic receptor activity
Source: RefSeq, a predicted model, not a curated record
UCCCUCGGAGCGCCCCGCUGCACCGGCUUCUGGGGUGUUCUCCAACCACGGCCCAGCCCCGCCACACCCCCUGCCCCUGGCCUUCGCAGCUCGGCAUGGGCGCGGGGGCGCUCGCCCUGGGCGCCUCCGAGCCCUGCAACCUGUCGUCGGCUGCUCCGCUUCCCGAAGGCGCGGCCACAGCCGCGAGACUGCUGGUGCCGGCAUCGCCGUCCCCCUCUUUGGUGCCCCCAGUGAGCGAAGGCCCCGCACCGCUGUCGCAGCAGUGGACGGCCGGCAUGGGCCUACUGAUGGCGCUCAUCGUGCUGCUCAUCGUGGCGGGCAACGUGCUGGUGAUCGUGGCCAUCGCCAAGACGCCGCGGCUGCAGACGCUCACCAACCUCUUCAUCAUGUCCCUGGCCAGCGCCGACCUGGUCAUGGGGCUGCUGGUGGUGCCGUUCGGGGCCACCAUCGUGGUGUGGGGCCGCUGGGAGUACGGCUCCUUCUUCUGCGAACUUUGGACCUCGGUGGACGUGCUAUGUGUGACGGCCAGCAUCGAGACCCUGUGUGUCAUCGCCCUGGACCGCUACCUCGCCAUCACGUCCCCCUUCCGCUAUGAGAGUCUGCUGACCCGCGCGCGGGCGCGGGUCCUCGUCUGCACCGUGUGGGCCAUCUCGGCCCUGGUAUCCUUCCUGCCCAUUCUCAUGCACUGGUGGCGGGACAAGGGCGAAGAGGCGCUCCGCUGCUAUGAGGACCCCAAGUGCUGCGACUUCGUCACCAACCGGGCCUACGCUAUCGCCUCGUCCGUCGUCUCCUUCUACGUGCCCCUGUGCAUCAUGGCUUUCGUGUACCUGCGGGUGUUCCGCGAGGCCCAGAAGCAGGUGAAGAAGAUCGACAGCUGCGAGCGCCGCUUCCUCGGCGGCCCCGCGCGGCAGCCCUCGCCCGCGCCCUCUCCGACCCCUCCGCGCGCCCCUGCCCCGGUGGCCAACGGCCGCGCCGGCAAGCGGCGGCCCUCGCGCCUCGUGGCCCUCCGCGAGCAGAAGGCGCUCAAGACCCUGGGCAUCAUCAUGGGCGUGUUCACGCUCUGCUGGCUGCCCUUCUUCCUAGCGAACGUGGUGAAGGCCUUCCACCGCGACCUGGUGCCCGACCGCCUCUUCGUCUUCUUCAACUGGCUGGGCUACGCCAACUCGGCCUUCAACCCCAUCAUCUACUGCCGCAGCCCCGACUUCCGCAAGGCCUUCCAGCGCCUGCUCUGCUACGCGCGCCGGGACGCCCGGGGCUGCCAUGCGGCCCCCGGCGACCGGCCGCGCGCCCCGGGCUGCCUGGCUGUGGCCGGGCCGCCACCGUCGCCCGGGGCCGACGACGACGACGACGACGACGUUGGGGCCGCACCGCCCGCGAGCCUGCUGGAGCCCUGGGCCGGCUGCAACGGCGGGGCGGUGGCGGACAGCGACUCGAGCCUGGACGAGCCGACCCGCCGGGGCUCCGGCUCGGAAUCCAAAGUGUAGGGCCGCGCGAGCUGCGGGACGCCAGGGCCCCGCCACGCUGCCGGCCUGGGACGCGGAGUCUGCGUCCCGGGGAGGAGGAGCGCCCGGGCACCCUGGAAUGGCUUCCCAGGGGAAAGGGGAGAGCUUGUGUUUACUCAAGACCGAAAGCAGGUGAAUGCGACGCCCACAAACCUCGUCCGAAUCAGCCAAGACAAAAAGAAAAGCCACGCACCGUUGCACGAAAAGGAAAGUUUGGGGAGGGAUGGGAGAGUGGCUUGCGGGUUUUGCUGGAGUUCUUUGAUGUUUGUGGUUGGCCUUCUUCUGUGUGUGCGGGUAAUGCAUCUUUAGAUUUUUGUUUUCCCCCUCCACGUGGUUUUUUGACACUUUUCGACAAGGACCGGAGUGAAAGUUGGGUGGAUAGGGGAAGGGAGAAGCAUUAGGGAAUAAAAGUGUCUCGUUGGCGUCCACCCCAUUCCAGGGGAACAGGAGCAUUCAGCUGGGGCGGGGUGGGGGACAGCUUGUCAGGGCGUGUUCCCUUUUGCUUUCCAGACAGUUUUCAUUUUAACUUCUGGGUAACGAUUCCUCCUGUUCUUAAAGCAAAGCGAAAGGAUGGAUGCAGAAAUCGUGUUUCAAGCCAUUUUCAGCUAUUCUUAGAACAAGCCUCACCUUGCUUAGCUUUC